Parasteatoda tepidariorum (common house spider) is the source of this 1538-nucleotide messenger RNA. Lineage: Eukaryota; Metazoa; Arthropoda; Arachnida; Araneae; Theridiidae. The record is from RefSeq and is a predicted model, not a curated record.
AUGAUAUUCAGACGUUAUGGUCCUAUGGAUAUACCGGGUAACAUAGUUAAUUUAUUACAAAAUAUUAAACUCAUAUUACCAGCGGAAGCACUGCUGCAAUUUGUGUUGCAUCGAUUGAUAUAUCUGUUUUGUUGUUGCUUAUCUGUAGACACUCGUGAGUUGAUUGACCACCUGCACAAUUUCCUGCGUGGCCUGCAAAAUCGUAAUCAGGUGCUUCGGCCUUCUUCAACGUCUGCCUUUACUCCCGUCCCUUCCUCUUCCAAUUCGGGCUUCCACGAGGUGACGGCGACACUUGACAACAACCACACAGACGAUGGUACACACAUAGUUUCAUCUCAUCUAAAUAGAGACCAAAGGCCAAACUUGGUAGAUUAUGAAACAGAGCCAAGGGGAUAUCCUCGUGGUUCUUGGCGACACAGCAGCAGUAGUAGUAAGGACAUUUCUCCAGACAAUUCUUCAACGGACAACGAAUUAUGGUUGUCCGUAACAGAUGAUGUCGGCCAUAAAGGUUUUAGGCCAACGCCAGAGCAUCUGGAUGGCAGAUCUUCAUCUCGAAGCAGUAUUAGUCCAACUUCUCCAUCUGCCCGAUAUAUUGUGGAGCAGAAAAGAGUGUCUGAAGAUUCAACGGGAUCAGGUCGUCCCAUUUUCUUUGCAAGUUCCAGACGUGGCUCUAAAGGUUCUAAUCACGACCCAAAAAUGGACACUUCGCCGUAUCACCAGCAUCAGGUGUCCUCUGGUAUCAUUGAUUAUUCCAACCCACUUUCCAAAGAGCAGUACUCCAGGAAAAGUUCCUCAACCCAUUCCGAAGAAAGUGGAUUCAUCAGGCGAGAUUCAAAAUCUGGCGGAUCCAGCAGUUGGCGCGAUUCUAAGACCGACCAAGAAUCCAGCUCUACCAGUCGUGGCGAAAAAGAUUCUAAAUCUUCUGCGUCUAUGGAGGAGGUCUUGGAAUCACUCCUUGCAAUUCCGCCGGUUUCUAGAUCUUCAAGCCCUACUUCGCCACGUAGAUCAAAAUAUUACGUGUUUGCACAUGAGACAAAACGUUCUCAAACUCAAGGAUCUCGAAUGCCGCAAGAGACAAUACCUAUUCAGGGCAUACAAUCACAAUUGGAGGAAAAGAGUCCAGAAGGCCUUAGCAAAACCAAAUCACCGUCUUCCCAGUCAACCACCAUCCCUCAAAUCAGAGAUCCCCAGUGGACAGCAGACGAUGCACGUGGACUUGAAAACAUCGCAGAUGAUCUUGGUAAGAUGUUAGAUGAGAGAUUAAAAUCCCCUCCACAUUUUCCCAGUAGUUCUACCACAGCUUCUAAGCUUCUUCCUCCCUUUUCAUCUCCUACGGACGAGAUGAACCAUGGUUCCUUCUGUCAUAGCAGCUCAACCUCUCCUCUGGAAGAUGACGUCCAGUCUCCGACAAGCAUGGAAGUUCUAGUCCCAGAAGGAGAAGAGCCGGAAUUGUCUUCCAUCAUCGAAGGUAAACAACAAUUUCAUACUUAUAAAUUAGAUUUCGAAAAUGUAUACUUUCAGUCUCAAGCAUGAUGCAC